This is a messenger RNA of Choloepus didactylus (southern two-toed sloth), 3179 nucleotides long. RefSeq names its product RAS like family 10 member B (gene RASL10B). The transcript is spliced from 4 exons. Bases 358 to 969 code for a protein of 203 amino acids. The record is from RefSeq and is a predicted model, not a curated record. Gene Ontology annotation, molecular function: GTP binding; GTPase activity. NCBI's taxonomy places the organism in Eukaryota, Metazoa, Chordata, Mammalia, Pilosa, Megalonychidae.
GGCGGCGCGCUCCGGAGGGAGAGCAGGGGCUGGAGGUUCCUACCCCCUCGGCGGCCCGCACCUGCCCCCCGCGCCCGCCCCGACUGGGCAGCCGGGGGCGCCCCCACUUCUCUCCCCCCGGGCCGGGGAGCCGGGGGGCAGCGCCGGAGCCCGGGGGGAGCGCGGCCCCGCCGGCCGGCCAGGGCUGGGGGGCAGCUAAGACGGCCCCGGCCCAGGUGGAGGCCACAGAGUGCCCAGGACAGGCAGGGGCAGCAAUGGUUGGUCCUGACGGUGGCUGAGCCCCCAGCCCCUGGAAUAUGCAGCCCGGGGGAGCCCCAGGCAGCGGCGAGGACGAGGCGGCGGAGUGGCACGGGAGGCAUGGUCUCCACCUACCGGGUGGCCGUGCUGGGGGCGCGAGGCGUGGGCAAGAGUGCCAUCGUGCGCCAGUUCUUGUACAACGAGUUCAGCGAGGUCUGCGUGCCCACCACCGCCCGCCGCCUCUACCUGCCUGCUGUCGUCAUGAACGGCCACGUGCACGACCUCCAGAUCCUCGACUUCCCGCCCAUCAGCGCCUUCCCUGUCAACACGCUGCAGGAGUGGGCAGAUGCCUGCUGCAGGGGACUCCGGAGCGUCCACGCCUACAUCCUGGUCUACGACAUCUGCUGCUUUGACAGCUUUGAGUACGUCAAGACCAUCCGCCAGCAGAUCCUGGAGACGAGGGUGAUUGGCACCUCGGAGACGCCCAUCAUCAUCGUGGGCAACAAGCGGGACCUGCAGCGCGGCCGCGUCAUCCCGCGCUGGAACGUGUCGCACCUGGUGCGCAAGACCUGGAAGUGCGGCUACGUGGAGUGCUCCGCCAAGUACAACUGGCACAUCCUGCUGCUUUUCAGCGAGCUGCUCAAGAGCGUCGGCUGCGCCCGCUGCAAACACGUGCACGCCGCCCUGCGCUUCCAGGGCGCGCUGCGCCGCAACCGCUGCGCCGUCAUGUGACGCCGCGUCCGCCCCUCCCGCCCCGAGGGGCCCCCGCGAGCUGCGGCCAGGCGCAGACACAGCCCCGGGCAGCGCCGAACGGGGGCGGCUUCCCCGCGGGAGUGCGGGGCUUGGCGGGGCGGGAUGGGAGCAGAACUCUCUUGGUCUGGGCCUGAAACACCCCCGCAGGCACGCACCUCCCCGUCCGAGGUAGAGGGUGAGAGGGAGCCUCCCCAUAACUGCUCAGUCCUCCCCCUUGCCCCCCAUUUGUCUUCCUGGGACGGCCGCCUUCAGUGGUGUAGUUAGUGCGCAGGAGGGGCGCCCAGGGGCGCCACAGCCCUUUGGGAUUGGGCGUGAGCGUGUGAAAUGGUGGUGGAGUUGGGGAGGUGCUGCCUUGGUCGGGCCCCCACCCGUCUUCUCCAGAGAGUGUGUCUGUCUUCCCCCUCGUCUUCCUUUGGUCUGUCUUCCCAAGUGUCUGUUGGUCCUUAGUUGUCUUGUCCACCCUCCGCCCCGGCCCCAGCUCCGCUCACAGGGCUCUCAUUUCGUCCAUCCCCUUGUUGCAGAUCCUGGCAGGUUCUUUGUGACGCCAGGCCAUCUGACCGUCAGCACCACCGGUACAGGGCAGAGAGACGCGGGUGGCCCAGGGACCACAAUCAAGGGGUGGGAGGGUUGAGGUCCCAGAGCAGUCAGGGGGAGGGGGCCGAGCUUUCCCCCUUCCAGGGAGACCUCCCCACCCAGCAGCCCCCAGAGACACAACAACCUACCUUCCAGCCUUAACUCGAUGGUCCGUCCCUGCCGGGUGCCCCUCAUCCCCUCCCUGCUCCCAAAGCCAGAUCACUUCCUGAGUUAAAACUUUUUUUUCUUUACAGAGUGUAGAGAGGGAACGCCCAUGAGGCAAGGUUCCAGUCCUCUGUUCCCUCCUGCUUUGGGUGGUCUGCCAGAUUGAAGGAUGUCUGAUUUUGGGGUCUGGUGGUGGGCAGGGUAGUGUCCCAGGGUGGGGGGCUGUCGGGUUGUGCCAGUUAAGAUUCUGUCUCUCCAUUUUAUCCGGGUGUGGUUGCCCCAGACCCUGCCUGCCUCCAAUUUCAGAGUGUCCUGAUUAAUCUUGGGAGAAGCAGAGCAAGGAAAAGAAUCAUGAGGAUGCCUGUGCUUUGGGGAGAUAUGCCCACAUCCCCACCCAUGGAUGGAGCCCCUCAGGCCUGCCCUCCUGUCUGGGAUCUGACCCCCUUGUCACAACACUAGUUGGCCCUAUGCCUUGACUCACUCCACCCCAUUUUUGCCGGCUGCCUGGCCGGGUUUCUACCUCUUGUCACCGGAGCUGAUCACUGUCAGUUUUGUACCGAUUUAGAAAUAACAAUAAUAAUGAUGAAGAUCUAGGAGUGGCCUGAGGGACUUGGAGGGAGGGCAAAGUGCCGUGUCCCCUGCCCCUAGCCAAGAGAAGUUCUCCUUCAGGCUGACUCCUUGGCUCUGAUCUGGUGGGAGGAGAGCAGUCUCUUGUUAGAGGGGCAGAUAGAACAUCUCAGCCUCCACUUGGCUGCAGUGCAUAGACCAGGCUAUCAGGUAUCCCAGAGUGGUGAUGAGAGGAGUCUGGGGGAGGGGGUGGAGCACGGGGAAUUUAUCAAUAUCCAGGGAGGGAAUCUACAAUUCUCUCUUCUGCUUUCCCAGCUGCUUCCCGCUCCCCCUACCCAUCGAGGGUAGCGCAGCCCCACGGCGAAUGCCCUCACACUGGGCGGUCCUGUGUUCCUGGGUUCUAGUCCGUGCUGUGCUGCAUGACUUUGGGCAAGUGACCUGCCCUCUCUGAGCCUCCCUCUGAAGCAGAGGAGGUGGCUCCCCUUCCCCACACCUUGGAGUGGCUGGGAGGGUAAGGAAGAGGGCCUGCCCCCUUUCGUCCUCUGCAUCCCUGUCCCCUGGUUCACCAGGGAGGUGGGGUGAGGGCUGGGAGCAUCUCACCUGCCCUGUCACCCCCGGCUCUGAGGCACCUGAGGUGGGUGGGGGCAGGCCUCUCUGGCCGACCCCUGCGGGAGCCUUUGGAAUGUAUCACCUGACUCCCUGCACCCUCUCCGCUUCAGGUCUUUGAUUUCAGGUCUCUCCAUCCCCAUUCUGAGUCUCUGUCCUUCCCCCCCAUCCCUCCCCCAGGGUUUCCCACCACAGGGUCUGGAAGCAUGUGUGAUGCCCAUCGCACUGUUAUCGGAAGUCAGAUUAAAAAUCAGGGAGCGUUUUCCCUUGUUUCUGUA